AUGCCCCUGCGUCCUUUGACCAUAUCUGGAACAUUCAUUAUAAUCUCAGACAUGAAUGGAACAGCUGGCGCCUACUCAGACCGAAGGCCCCCCAAUCCGUUGAGGGAACGCACCCGGGAAGAACUCAUACGAGACGUCCACAAUUUUUAUGAUAGGCAUAAACUCAAGAAUGAUGAACUCAGGGGUGUUGAGCUCAAGGAUGUGGUUGAUGUCGACCUUCUUGUCAAGGGAGCGCUCAUAGCCCGGGAUUCGGCAGCUGUAGAGACAUGUGGCCUGACAGGGCCCCAGAAGCUAGCUAUCACAUCCGAGCCGGAACUGGGGCUCUUUCAGCAGACGAAGGAGCUCAAAGUGAUCAUUCUGACUACCGCAUGCGCUGCGAUUAUCCAAGGCUGGCAACAGUCAUCCAUCAAUGCCAGUUCCCAUGGAUGGCAAUGCGACCUUCUCGUCAGUCCAGACACGACAGACGACGUCGUAUCGUCGUCUUGGUAUUAUAGAUACAUUGCUUCUUUGACUGAUGCAGCACCAUGGAUAUCAGCCAGUAUCAUCUUAGGCACCGCUCAUUGUCCUUCAUGGCAGACACUCUUGGCCUGUCGUCUACUCCUCGGGGUGGGGAUUGGUGCAAAAGCGUCCAUCGCCCCUGUCUUUGCAGCUGAGGCCGCAGCAGAACACCUCCGAGGCCGUCUGUUGAUGAUGUGGCAGCUAUUCGACACAUUUGGCAUCUUUGUCGGCUUCGUCUGCUACUGGGUCUUCGACCGCAGCUGGCGGGGAAUUCUAGGCAGCGCCGCCGUUCCAGCCCUCAUCCUCCUCGUCCUGGUGUUUCUCUGCCCCGAAUCUCCGCGGUUCCUCAUCCGACAGGGAAGAUACGCCGACGCCUUCCUCAGUCUCCGUCAACUGCGCGGCACCGACAUCCAAGCCGCCAAGGACCUGUACUACAUCCACAGCCAGCUGCAAAUCGAAACCGAGUUGUUCCUGGGCCGGCGACCCGAGCAAUGGUGGGAAAGGGAUUUGUAUCAGGAGCUUGUCCAGAGGCAGAACAUCUUCCAACGGGUGGGCGCGCUGUUUACAGUUCCGCGCAAUCGGAGAGCGUGCGUGGCUGCGUUCCUGGUCAUGGCCGCACAGCAGCUUUGUGGGAUUAACGUCCUUUCGUUCUACUCGUCGGAUAUCUUUCGAACUGCUACAGGAACGGACGGCAAGCGACUGGAUUGUUCCCCUCGAGGAGAUAAUGAGCAGGUUGCUUGGCUCAACUUUGGAUUCGGACUGGCCAAUUUCCUGUUCACAAUCCCGGCGUACAAGUUCAUCGACUCGAGAGGCCGCCGAAUCCUCCUGCUGAUCUCGCUCGGCGGCAUGUUCUUCACUCUUCUGGCAAUCAGCGGCUUCUUCCGGAUCACGGGGGACGACAGCGCGCGCAAAGGCCUCAUCGCGACCUUUUCAAUUGUCAUCUUUACGUUUUUCUACGGCAUCGGCGCUGGACCCGUUCCGUUCACGUUUAGCGCUGAAGUGUUUCCCUUAGCUUUUCGCGAGGUGGGCAUGAGCUUCAGCGUUAUGGUUAACUUCCUCGGCCUGAGCCUUCUGAUUCUCUUCGUGCCGGCCUUGACCCAGGCGUUUUCUCCAUCCGACAGUGACGGCAAGAAUCUCAUGGGGCAUUCCAAUCUGCUGUUUUUCUUCACUGGACUGAACGCUUUGGCCUUUGUGCUUGUCUUCUUCCUCGUUCCGAGUCGCACGACGGGGGUUCCUCUCGAAGUCAUGAACCAUAUCUUCAGUCAAAAGACAUCCCAGCAUGCAUUUAGCCGUCUUCCGGGGUUUAUUAAGAGGAGAUAUGAGGAACCAGCAAGUGCCAGGCAACACCCGGGAGGACAGCACCAGGAUGAUGAGGGAGAUGAACUAGAGACAGUCAACAAUUCUGUUUGA
Aspergillus terreus NIH2624 is the source of this 1908-nucleotide messenger RNA. RefSeq lists its product as uncharacterized. Lineage: Eukaryota; Fungi; Ascomycota; Eurotiomycetes; Eurotiales; Aspergillaceae. Bases 1 to 1908 code for a protein of 635 amino acids. The transcript is spliced from 12 exons. Gene Ontology annotation, cellular component: membrane. Gene Ontology annotation, molecular function: myo-inositol:proton symporter activity. Gene Ontology annotation, biological process: transmembrane transport. The record is from RefSeq and is a predicted model, not a curated record.